Molecule: messenger RNA, 1586 nt
Organism: Anisakis simplex (herring worm)
Lineage: Eukaryota; Metazoa; Nematoda; Chromadorea; Rhabditida; Anisakidae
Source: the annotation of a GenBank genome assembly
AAGUAUUUGACCAAGUUUGGUUAUGUAUCAACAAGCAAUGUACAACUCGCGGCCGUGCCACCAGGAAGUGUGGGUCUUGACCGGGACGUGGGAUAUUCGACGAUGAAAGACGCGCUGAUAAAAUUCCAAGAAUUCGCUGGAUUACGACAAACCGGUGAGUUGGACGAUGAGACGAGAGAGAAGAUGGCUCAGCCUCGGUGCGGUGUUCCUGAUGUAGCGGCUAUCUCUUGGGGACGAGCACGAGGACGAGGUGGCGUGCUCGCUCAUGCUACAAUGCCACCGAACGGAAUGCUGCAUUUCGACGAAGAUGAAAAUUGGGUGUUGAUGGAUGCGGACAGAAUAUCGCGAUAUGGCUAUACGGAUCUGUUGAGUGUUGCAAUCCACGAGUCUGGACAUACCCUUGGAUUGGAUCAUUCGAGGGAUGAAAACGCGAUCAUGGCACCGUUCUACCAAGAAACUGUUGACGCUUACGGCCGCUAUAAAAUGCCUCGAUUGACCACUGAUGAUAUCACGAAGAUUCAAGAGAUUUACGGUCCAAGAAUUGGCUCACCUCCUGCACUGAAACCUGAUGGCACUUUCGUGCCGACAAGUCAACCAACCAGACCGCCGUCGUUCGAUGGUUCAAGAGGAUCCUCGAGUCACGGUGACGGAGGAUUUUUUGAUCGCAUCAAGAGUUUCUUCGGAUUCGGUUACGAUGAAGUGACUUCAGGGAGUGCUGGAGGACAGCCAGAAGAUUCCGGGUGGCGUUCGAGCGACUCUGAUGUGCUGAUCUUGGAUACAGAUGAUGCUGAUGAAAGCAGUGACGAGCCAUCGUGUCCACAAGAUGUGGAUGGCAUCACGACCGGUGAGAGUCUCCAAGCGAACCCCUUCUUCGACACUCGCUCAUCGAUAUUAAAAGUUGCAGUUGAUGGUGCCGAAUACCUGUUCAGUGGCAGCAAAGUGUACAAGAUCUCGAAAGAUCAUGUCGUCAAGGUCUACUCUCUGAAGCAACUCUUCCCCAAGAGUCCUCCCUAUGUUCAAGCAGCACUAACCGUACCUAAAACUCAUACAACUCUUUUAUUCCAACAUGGCCAGGUUUACGCGUACACUCAUUCAAAAGGUGGAUUCACUUUAGAGCAGCACUACCCAAAACGAUUACCGGCAACGUUAGACUUCAGUCCGAUGGGUGCGUUUGUUUGGGCUGAUGGACGUCAAGUCCUCGUCAAUGCUCAUGACUUUGCUGUUUACGAUGAAUAUUGGAAUAAGGCGACAUUUCAGGACAAAAUCUACAAAUAUUUCGAAAAUUUUCCCAACCAACCACUUCGCGGUGCAAUAGUGGAUGGUAAUGAGAUAACAAUAUUCACAAACAGCCACGUUUACAAAUAUGACGUUCAACAGAGACGACCAGUGGGCAAACCAGUCCCUCUGCGGGCCUAUUUGAAUUGUCAAUGAGUGCUUGAAUAUCUCACGACGCAACGAUCGGCACAAGCAAAUCUCAGAAUAAUCUCUCGAAUACUAUUACCUAAUUCACUCACACUGAUUCCAAUACUGCAAUCCGUAUGCUUAUGUAAAAAAGUAAUAUGUAAACGCAAUCGGCACUGUAUGAU